Plasmodium malariae is the source of this 1251-nucleotide messenger RNA. Its product is annotated as arginase, putative. The record is from RefSeq and is a predicted model, not a curated record. Gene Ontology annotation, cellular component: cytoplasm; nucleus; cytosol. NCBI's taxonomy places the organism in Eukaryota, Apicomplexa, Aconoidasida, Haemosporida, Plasmodiidae. The coding region runs from base 1 to 1251 and encodes 416 amino acids. The transcript has a single exon. Gene Ontology annotation, molecular function: arginase activity; manganese ion binding.
AUGUUUGAGUCUAUUAAAAAUUAUAUAAAAAACUUCAAAGAAGAAGGAAAUGUUUACGUAAGAAAGAGCGUUUCCAUUAUUGGCUCUCCACUAUCAGCUGGGCAGUCUUUGGGAGGGGUUAAUUUAGCUUGUGAUGAUUUGAGGAAAUUGGGUUUACACAAGAUCAUCCAGGUUUUAGGGUGGAAUUAUGAAGAUCUAGGAAAUGUAGAGGAAACUAGUGAAAUAAAUGAAAAAAGAAAAAAAAAACAUUCAAGUAUAGAAAUUGAAGAGAAUAAUAGUAACAGCAACUGUAAUAGUAAAAGUAAAGGUAAUAAUAACAGUAACACUAAUGGGAUAGCUGGAGCCAAUGGAUAUAUGGACCAUGAAAAUUGUAACGGUAAAGAAAAUAAUAAAUUAGAAAACCACAGUUCAGAUGACAUUUAUAAGAAGGUUAAUGGAGGAGGCGAGUGUUUAACACAAAAGCAGGAAGAGAAAAAUUAUUAUAAUAAUAUAAAAAAUAUUGAAAUAAUUGGAAAGUUUAGUGAGAAAUUAUAUCGUGUUAUGAGUAAUGAAAUAAAAAAAAAAAAUUUUGUGUUAAAUAUUGGAGGUGAUCAUAGUGUUGCCUUUUCUAGUAUUUUAAGCUCAUUACAAUUUUAUAAAGACUUAAAAGUUAUAUGGGUAGAUGCUCAUGGUGACAUUAACAUUCCAGAAACAACUCCAUCAGGAAAUUAUCAUGGUAUGAUACUAGCUCAUACAGUAGGUCUUUUUAAAAAAAAAGUACCAUAUUUUGAAUGGUCCGAAAAUUUAACUUAUUUAAAACCAGAAAAUGUUGCUAUUAUAGGAAUAAGAGAUAUUGAUAUAUAUGAAAAAAUUAUUUUAAAAAAAUGUAAUAUUAAUUACUAUACUAUUAUGGAUAUUGAAAAAUAUGGAAUAUAUAAUACUAUAUGUACUGCUCUUAACAAAAUAGAUCCAUAUGAAAACUCCCCUAUACAUAUAUCUCUAGACAUAGACAGUGUUGAUAGUGCUUUUGCUCCAGGAACAGGUACAAUAGCAAAGGGGGGGUUAAAUUAUAGAGAAAUAAAUUUAUUAAUGAAGGUUUUAGCAGAUACAAAACGUGUUGUUUCAAUGGACUUGGUGGAAUAUAACCCUUCCCUAGAUGAAGAAGACAAACAAGUACAUGGUGACUCGUUACCUAUUUCUGAAAAUGCGACAAAAACGGGAAAACUUUGCCUUGAACUUAUUGCCAGAGUUUUGGGCAAUAAUAUAGUAUAA